AUGCAACCACCACCAUCCGUGAUAUAUGAAAAUGCUUAUGACCUAUUUCAAAGUGCCCAAAUGUUUGCCAAUUUUCAUGAAUUUAUAGUAGCUCAGAAAUGCAUCAAAGACAAACAAUAUAUAGAAGUUCGUAAUAGAACCCAUAACUAUGAUCUCUCAGAAGAUUUAUUAGGACAUCCAAUAUGCCAUCAACUCACAGAACAGCAAUUAAUAAACAUUUUUGAAAUGACUGCCUCUGGUUCAUGCCCUUGGGAAAUUAUAUCAACCAUUUGUCAAAAUAACCUAUUGUCAUUAGUAAUAAAUAAAAACAUUUAUAAUGCAUAUGAUCAUUUUUGUAAACAAAGUUUGAAAGAUUGUACUCCAGUUGAAGCAUUAAUAAAUAAGCUUAGAGAGAAAUGGCCAGAACACCAACAAGCAGCCACACAGGAAACAUUGAAAAAUAUGAUUGAUGCUUUCUUAAUAGGUUUACAAAAUCCUCAAGUAUCUCAUACAAAAGAAAGGCCUCCUG
Messenger RNA from Cetraspora pellucida, 508 nucleotides. The record is from the annotation of a GenBank genome assembly. Lineage: Eukaryota; Fungi; Glomeromycota; Glomeromycetes; Diversisporales; Gigasporaceae.